AUGCCCGUCGACUACAGCAAAUGGGAUGCUCUGGAGCUGAGCGACGAUUCUGAUAUCGAAGUCCACCCCAAUGUGGACAAACGUUCCUUUAUUCGAGCCAAACAAAAUCAGAUCCAUCAACAACGAUUCGAGCGCAAGAACCAAAUCGAGACAUACAAAUACGAGCGUAUUAUCAACGAUGGCCUUCUCAAACGGAUUAACGCCCUCCUCACUGCAUUAGAAUCGCAUGGGAAGGAGGCGGAUACCCGCAGUCCGGAUGAGCUGGUGUUCCAAGCUAUCAUGGAAUCAGUGGGAGCAUCGGAAGAUGGUGACAAACCUCCUCCACCACCAGUUGGUGUUCACACCCAGGAGAAGGAGCUUCCAAGCUACUCCAAGAUGAUGGCGGCACUGGUUGAUCAAGUCAAAGCAAAGGUUGAUGAAGAUAAGCCGGCAGACUCAGACCGAUAUGAAGCAUACGUCACAGAGAUUAAGGCACAUAGAACUAAGGUGGAGGGCCUGCAGACGCAGUUGCUGGCGGAGCUAAAUAAGCUGGAGGUGGAGGAAGGAAGGAAAAUCACAAGUGAAGGCUUGCACGACGGCUUCAAUAGUUCGCACGUUACUAAAGCCAGUGCCGUCCCUGCGCCGGAACCUAAGAAGACUACAACCAAGAAAGUCCAGGCAGUCGAGGUCCUGAACCCAAAUUCCCUAGCUGCUAGAGACACAGAUCCACAAUCUUCUGGCGCUGAUGGCGAUGUUGACGAGCCACGUCUGGAUGAUGAUGACGACGAAGAGGAGAUGGAGCCAACAGAGCUCGGUAAGGCAUUUGCGAAGAUCAAGAUGGGAGACUACCGAACCUGCCUACAAUAUAUUUUCGAGCAUCCUGCAGUACUAGCUGAGAGAGAAACAGACGGAUUACUCGUCAUGGCCUUCAACAGCGCUCUUCAAGGAAAGGAGGACUUUGCAAGACAAUGUGUUCAUCAAGGUCUUCUGCUACAGUACUGCCGAGCUCUAGGACGAGAUGGUGUUGGCCUGUUCUUCAAGCGCAUCACAACUCAAGGUCACCAGGCACAGAAAGUAUUUUUCGACGACGUGCAAUCUACUUUUGCUCGUAUCAAAGUCAGAGCAAAGGAGCUUGAGAAGCAGAGAGCGCAAGAGGAAGCCGAUGGAAGCGGUGGGGUUGAGCAGAUCCAGCUACAUGCUGUGGAUCCGGGAACGACCAUCAACAUCAAGAUUCCACCUCCAACAAGCGAGAACCCAGAAGAGGUCGAAGCAAGGAAACUGUUCGAAGCUUUCCCACCUGGCCUCCAGAGAGCUUUGGAGAGUGGAAGUUUGGACGAGGUUAACAAAGUAUUGGGUAAGAUGAGUGUGGAGGAGGCCGAAGAAGUUGUUGGCCAACUGGGCGAGGGCGGAAUGCUGUCUCUUGAAGAGCAGAUUAUUGACGCUACCACCGAAGAAGGUCAACAGGCACUCAAGGAAUUCGAAGAACAAGAGCGAGCUGCCGCCAAGGCGAGCGCUGCUUCUUCAGGCAAGUAUUCUGAAGACCCAGAAUAG
Messenger RNA from Cadophora gregata, 1530 nucleotides. RefSeq names its product hsp90 co-chaperone Cdc37 (gene CDC37). Gene Ontology annotation, cellular component: cytoplasm. The coding region runs from base 1 to 1530 and encodes 509 amino acids. Gene Ontology annotation, biological process: protein folding; protein stabilization. NCBI's taxonomy places the organism in Eukaryota, Fungi, Ascomycota, Leotiomycetes, Helotiales, Ploettnerulaceae. The record is from RefSeq and is a predicted model, not a curated record. Gene Ontology annotation, molecular function: protein-folding chaperone binding; heat shock protein binding; protein kinase binding. The transcript is spliced from 3 exons.